Messenger RNA from Capsicum annuum, 3216 nucleotides. Its product is annotated as lysine-specific histone demethylase 1 homolog 2. The transcript is spliced from 3 exons. Gene Ontology annotation, molecular function: protein binding; oxidoreductase activity. Bases 707 to 2986 code for a protein of 759 amino acids. NCBI's taxonomy places the organism in Eukaryota, Viridiplantae, Streptophyta, Magnoliopsida, Solanales, Solanaceae. The record is from RefSeq and is a predicted model, not a curated record.
AGGCAGAAAAGUUAACAAAGGGUUGUUUUUGGUCAAAUUUUCCAACCCUAAGUGAUGUUACCGAUUAAGUGGAAUAGUAUAAGGACGUCUUGAAAUUUUGGAAGAAACAAUAGGAAUAAUAUUAAUCGAAACUUAUUUUGUAAGUCUAUAAACAAUAAGUGGAACAAUGUAAGGAUGUAAUGAAAUUUUGGAUGGAAUAAUAGAGUAAUAUUAUUUCGUAAAUGUAGAUCCGUUUUUCGAAACCUUAUAUAGGAGUCUAAUCUAGCUCGACUUUAGCCCAACUCAUUUCAAACGAAUUUUUGGAUGGAAAAAUAGGAGUAAUAUUAAUUAAAACCUAUUUCGUAAGUCUUAUCCCUUUUUCGAAACCUUAUAUAUAAGUCUAAUUUAGCCCGACUUUAGCCCAACUCAUUUCAAACCCUCUAAGCCCAAAUAACAGACAAAUAGGAUUCGAAAUUUCGGACCCUAAUUUCUAUCAAUUGACUUUUCACCCGCCAAUUUCAAAUAUCGCCGGAGUAAACCUCUCUACCGUCAAUUCUUCGCCUGAACCCUAAUUCUUCACCGGAAUCUACUUAUUGCCGUGAGACAGUUGAAUUUUGAAGUAAAUUCAGGUGUAAUUCGGGUGAGUUCACUGUAAUAUCUGAAGUUUGUGCCUAGUAAAAGAUUCAGUAUAUUCGAAGUGGGAGGUUCCGAGGAAAAAGGAGUGAAAAUGGAAACGUCAAAUUCAGGGAGUUCAAUCUCAAAGAGACCUGUGAGAAAGAGGGUAGCUUCAAGGAAUUAUGAUGAAAAAUUGAUGGAUGAAUUUAUGGAAGAGCAAUUGGGUGGUUCAGUGAGGAAGAGGAGUAGAACGACGAAAGAUUUGGAGAAAGAAACUGAAACGGAGGCGAUGAUAGCUCUUUCGUUGGGGUUCCCUAUUGAUGAUCUUCUCGAAGAAGAAAGAAAGGCUGGAGUUGUAAGUGAACUGGAUGGGAAAGAACAGAAUGAUUAUAUCGUUGUGAGAAACCAUAUUCUUGCAAAAUGGAGGGAGAAUGUUCAUAUUUGGCUGUCCAAAGGAAGGAUAAGGGAAACUGUAAGUGUUGAGUAUGAGAAUUUGGUGGCCAUAGCAUAUGACUUUCUUUUGUUUAACGGGUAUAUAAAUUUUGGGGUUUCACCAUCAGUUGUAUCUAAUAUCCCUGAGGAACCUAGUGAAGGGUCUGUGAUUAUUAUUGGUGCUGGUCUCGCUGGUUUGGCUGCAGGGAGGCAACUGAUGUCAUUUGGAUUCAAGGUGGUUAUCCUUGAAGGUAGGAACCGACCAGGAGGGAGAGUUUAUACUCAGAAAAUGGGAGGAAAGGGCAAGUUCGCUGCUGUGGAUCUUGGUGGCAGUGUCAUUACUGGUAUCCACGCGAAUCCUUUGGGAGUUUUGGCUAGACAACUUUCCAUUCCGCUUCACAAAGUCAGAGACAAGUGUCCUUUAUACAAGCCUGGCGGAGCUCCUGUUGAUGCAGAAAUUGAUUCCAGAGUUGAACUCAUUUUCAAUAAGCUACUGGACAAAGUUACCGAGCUAAGAAAGUUAGUAAGUGGAUUGGCUAAUGAUAUCUCCUUAGGUUCAGUUUUGGAGAUUCUGAGACAAUUAUAUGAUGUGGCUAAAACUACAGAGGAGAAGCAACUUCUGGAUUGGCAUUUUGCAAACUUGGAAUAUGCAAAUGCUGGAUGCCUCUCAGAACUCUCUGCGACCUAUUGGGAUCAGGAUGAUCCUUAUGAAAUGGGUGGCGAUCACUGUUUUCUUGCUGGUGGAAAUUGGGGCAUAAUCAGAGCAUUGUGUAAAGGAGUUCCUAUACUCUAUGGCAAGACCGUUCAGACUAUAAAGUAUGGAAAUGAAGGAGUUGAGGUCAUCGCUGGGGACCAACUUUUUCAGGCAGACAUGGUCCUAUGUACUGUUCCUCUUGGGGUACUAAAAAGAAGAUCAAUUAGGUUUGAACCGGAGUUACCUGAGAAGAAGCUUGAAGCUAUUGAUAGGCUAGGAUUUGGGUUGCUGAAUAAGGUUGCCAUAGUAUUCCCUCACGUUUUUUGGGGUGAAGACUUGGAUACCUUUGGCUGCCUCAACCAUUAUAGCCACAGACGAGGAGAGUUCUUCUUAUUUUAUAGUUACCAUACUGUUUCUGGGGGUCCAGUGCUUAUUGCACUUGUUGCUGGUGACGCUGCUCAAUUUUUCGAAAGCACAGAGCCAUCCACGUUAAUUCAUCGUGUUAUGAACAUUCUCAAAGGUAUAUAUGAGCCAAAGGGAAUAAGCGUGCCUGAUCCUAUACAAUCCAUAUGUACAAGAUGGGGAAGUGAUCCCUUUACGUUUGGCUCAUAUUCACAUGUUCGUGUUCAGUCGUCUGGCAGUGAUUACGACAUACUUGCCGAAAAUCUUGGAGGUCGGUUGUUUUUUGCCGGAGAGGCUACGAUUCGACAACAUCCAGCCACCAUGCAUGGAGCCUAUUUGAGUGGCUUAAGAGAAGCUUCUCGCAUUUCUCAAUCCAUGAAAGUGAGGCAAAACAAUCCAAGGAAAACUGUAUUAAAGAAUGUUGGACCAAGCAAGGAUGUAUUGGAAGAGUUGUUCAAAAGGCCAGAUCUAGCAUUCGGGGAGUUCUUAUUUGUAUUUGAUCCCUUCGCUUGUGAUUCUAGAUCUUUAGGACUAAUGAGAGUUACUUUUGCAAAUCCCAAUGAUGAAUUUAAUACAGAAGAGGCAGAUAAUAUGCCUCAACAAUUAUUAAAUCCAUCACUGCAGCUUUAUGCAGUUGUGUCUCGUGAGCAAGCACAUGAGUUGCAGUUGCUGAAGGAAGGAAGUGAUAGCAAAAUGUCAUAUUUUCUUAAAGAUCUGGGCUUGAAGUUAAUGGGAGCUAAUGGCUUAGGUGUUCUAGGCCAUUCCUUGGCUGCUAACAUUGGUAAUGCUCGAAGAGUUAGAGGCCGGAGUAGAAGUUAUAUUACCCAACAGAAUGCAGGCAACAGUAAUAGUCAGUUACCUUGAGUAGAUAUCAGCUAAGCAUCCUCAAUAUAUCUUCAAAUUUGUGGAGAGAUGCGAUAUUCUUUUGUAUGCUUGUCUUUUGUACUACUGGAUAUUUCAUGUAGGCUAAAGCAUUGUUUGCUCCCUUUUGUAGGCAAAGCUGUAUAAUUUUUGAUAGAAAUGAGAGAAAUUAAGAUGGAUUAAACUUGUAUCAGCAAAGAGUUGUAAAUGAAAAAAGAAGCCAGUUGAAUGCA